AUAAAUGGUGUGGUGUUUCUUUUCAAGUUUCUUGGCUACUUCGAGAAUAUAAUUUGUAUACUUAUCCAAAGAAUAAAGUUUCCAACGGAAGAGCAAAUAGAACACCAACUACUCUUAUAACUUUAAAUGCAGCUUCGGUUAAAGUUCUGAGUCAAUGUCAGUUUCCUCGCCCAACAUUGAAGCGAGAAGUUGAAUCCUUAGAUUUCAAAUCUACAUGA
Messenger RNA from Scutellospora calospora, 218 nucleotides. The record is from the annotation of a GenBank genome assembly. Lineage: Eukaryota; Fungi; Glomeromycota; Glomeromycetes; Diversisporales; Gigasporaceae.